This is a messenger RNA of Petromyzon marinus (sea lamprey), 2880 nucleotides long. The record is from RefSeq and is a predicted model, not a curated record. NCBI's taxonomy places the organism in Eukaryota, Metazoa, Chordata, Hyperoartia, Petromyzontiformes, Petromyzontidae.
AUGGAGGGGGAGGAGGUGGUGUACAGGGAGAGGAGUCGGUGCCACAGCACGGACGCGUCACCGGCUGGUUCCACCGCCGACGUUCUUCGUCCUGAAGGCGAGGAACUUGCACGGGCGCGACCGCGGGUGGCCAGCCGCUCCUUUCGCUCUUUUUCCCUCCGGCUCGGCCCGGUUCCAUCCGCGGUGGUUCCUCCUCCUCCGGUCCGAGGAACUCUCCGCCAGGUGGCCCGGCAGCGAUGUUGCGACUCCGAUUCGACGGCUUUUGCCUUCUGGGGACGCCCAGUCACGUCCCCGCGCUCCAACCCGGCGAUGCCCCCGCUGCACUUUCGCCAAAGCCCCCCGUACUGGACCCACACGGAGAAGAUGGAACGACUCCACGCUGUGCCCGCCGCCAACACGGUGAAGUUCCGCUGCCCGGCCGGAGGCAGUCCACCGCCCUCCAUCCGCUGGCUCAAGAACGGGAGAGACUUCCGUGGGGAACACCGCAUCGGUGGGAUCAAGGUUCGUCACCAGCACUGGAGCCUCAUCAUGGAGAGUGUGGUGCCAUCUGAUCGUGGCAACUACACGUGCCUCGUGGAGAAUCCCUACGGGAAUCUCACCCACACAUACCAGCUGGAUGUCGUGGAGCGCUCACCCCACCGGCCAAUCCUGCAGGCCGGCCUGCCAGCCAACCAGACGGUGGCAGUGGGCAGUGAUGUGGAGUUCCACUGCCGCGUCUACAGCGACGCGCAGCCACACAUCCAGUGGCUCAAGCACGUGGAGGUGAACGGCAGCCGAUACGGCCCCGAUGGCCUCCCCUACGUCCACGUGCUCAAGCGCUCGGGGAUUAACAUCUCCGAGGCGAUGGUGCUGAGACUGGCGAACGUGACCCGGGCUGAUGCAGGGCAGUACGCCUGUAGGGUGUCCAAUUACAUAGGGGAGGCCAAUCAGUCCGCGUGGCUCAGCGUUGUGGGCCUGGGUGCAGUUGCCGACGGAGGAGAGUACACGUGCCUGGCCGGCAACUCCAUCGGCAUCUCCCAUCACUCCGCGUGGCUGCUGGUAGACCUCAACAUACCUCCCCUACCUACCCCUACCUGCCUACCCCUAACUACCUACCCCUACCUACCUACGGCUCUCUCUCUCCGCAACGUGAUGCUUGCCGACGGAGGAGAGUACACGUGCCUGGCCGGCAACUCCAUCGGCAUCUCCCAUCACUCCGCGUGGCUGCUGGUCGUGCCAGCUCUCGACAUGACCAACAACCAGCUGGGCGGCGCCGGCGGCUCUGCCGGCGGCUCUGCCGGCGGCUCCGCCGGCGGCUCCGCCGGCGGCGCCGCCGGCGGCAUCGGCGUGGCUCUCCUGCCGCCGCUGCCGGACUCGGCCGAGGUAGCCAUCUACUGCGUCGGUGGCCUCCUCCUCGUCCUCAUGGUUAUGGUCGUGGCCAUGGCCGGGCCGGCGGGCCCGGAGGAGCUUCCCUUGGCCCAGGGGCGGAGCCCUGGGCGGAGGGGGCGGGGCCCUGGGCGGAGGGGGCGGGGCCAAGAAGUUCAAGGAGCCGCGGCUUUGCAAGCUGAGCAAGGCAUCCCUCUGAAGCGUCAGGUGUCUGUAGAGUCGACAUCGUCCAUGCACUCCGGCGUGUCUCUGGUGCGUCGCUGCCGUUUCUCCUCCAGCGAGGGCGGCGCGGGGGGCGGAGCAGGCGGGGGCUCCGCCCUUGGGGGGCUCCUCGAGUUCGACCUCACGGAGGACCCCCACUGGGAGUUCCCUCGCGAGAGGCUCACCCUGGGCAAGCGACUUGGUGAAGGCUGCUUUGGCCAGGUGAUGAUGGCCGAGGCACUGGGCAUAGACCAAGAUGGCCGCUGCCACAGCACCACCGUCGCUGCGAAGAUGCUCAAGGACGACGCCACAGAUAAGGAGCUCUCCGACCUCGUCGCUGAGAUGGAGAUGAUGAAGACCAUCGGCAAACACAAAAACAUCCUCAACCUGCUGGGAGCGUGCACACAGGGCGGGCCGCUCCUGGUGCUGGUGGAGUUUGCCUCCAAGGGGAAUCUCCGAGAGUUCCUCAGAGCGCGGAGACCACCAGGCAUGGACUACACCUGCGGCGAGGUGACACGGGUGCCGGACGAGCAGCUCACAUUCAAGGACCUCGUGUCCUGUGCCUACCAAGUAGCCAGGGGCAUGGAGUACCUUGCUUCUAACAAGUGUAUCCACAGGGACCUGGCCGCCAGGAACGUGCUCGUGACGCACGACGUGGUGAUGAAGAUCGCCGACUUUGGCCUCGCGCGAGACAUCCACAACAUCGACUACUACAAGAAGACCACCAACGGUCGACUGCCAGUCAAGUGGAUGGCUCCUGAGGCAUUGUUUGACCGCGUUUACACUCACCAGAGUGACGUGUGGUCAUUCGGAGUCCUCCUGUGGGAGACGUUCACUCUGGGUGGUUCUCCCUACCCCGGGAUUCCUGUGGAGGAACUCUUCAAGCUCCUGCGUGAUGGAUACCGCAUGGAGCAACCCUCCAGCUGUAACCACGAACUCUACAUGAUGAUGCGAGACUGCUGGGCCUCAAUGCCUUACCAGAGGCCCACGUUCCACCAGCUGGUCGAAGACUUGGAUCGCAUCCUCAGCAUCACCACUCAAGACGACUACCUGGAGCUCUCUGACCCCGUGGAGCUGCUCCAGGUCAGCACUGUCCGUGGUGUAGCCCGCAACUCCACCACCUCCUCCACCUCCUCGUCCACCUCGUCCACCUCCUCCACCUCCACCUCGUCUGGAGACGAUUCUGUCUUCUCUCACGAGCAUCAGCAGCAGCAUCAUCAUCAUCAUCAUCAGCAGCAGCAGAAUCAUCAGCAGCAGCAUCGUCAUCAGCAUCAGCAGCAGAAUCAUCAGCAUCAUCAGCAGAAUCAUCAUUAG